GCGGAGCUGGGGAGGCGCUCUGGUCGCCGUCAGUGGGCAGCGGAGACGCGGCAUGCCCCUGGCAGGGGAGAGCGGGCUGUCCUCAGCGGGGCCAUGGGGACCCGCGCUGUGACAAUGCCUGGGUGACAGAGGAGCAGCGCCAGCCACCCCGCCACCUCCACCAUCACCUCCUGCACUCAGCUCACCACCGGCCACCAGCCCCUGCCUCCUUCGACUGCCUCUCUCUCUCUCUCUCUCUCUCUCUCUCUCUCUCUCUCCCCCCGUUAUUGUUUUCCACUCUACAGAGGAUGGGGGUCGGCUUAUGAUUAGGUUGGGAGCAAGUCAGAUCUUCCUCCAAAGAUUGGUAAUAUUUAUGUAGGCAAAAAGAGAGAGGAGAAAGAAAGAGGGAGAGAGAGAGAGAGAGAGAGAGAGAGAGAGAGAGAGAGAGAGAGAGAACCGGGAGGAGGGGAUAAGGAAAUUAAACCCUUUAAGUCAAUGCAUAUUGUGGUGACACCGGCACAGGAGCCCUCACGGUGGAGUCGGCCAGGGCUGUGCGUUCCCAAAAUAUGACCAGGGGUGCUUGGAUGUGUCGGCAGUAUGACGACGGCUUAAGAAUCUGGUUGGCCGCACCCCGGGAGAACGAGAAACCGUUCAUCGAUUCGGAGAGGGCUCAGAAAUGGCGACUGUCUCUGGCAUCUCUCUUGUUUUUCACAGUCCUGCUCUCUGAUCACUUGUGGUUCUGCGCCGAGGCCAAGCUGACCCGGGCCCGGGACAAGGAGCAGCAGCAGCAGCAGCAGCAGCGGCAGCAGCAGCAGCGGCAGCGGCAGCAGCAGCAGCAGCAGCAGCAGCAGCGGCAGCGGCAGCAGGAGCCCUCCUGGCCCGCGCUCCUGGCGAGCAUGGGGGAGUCCUCGCCCGCCGCCCCGGCGCACAGACUCCUCUCCGCCUCCUCGUCCCCCACCCUGCCCCCCUCCCCGGGAGACGGCGGCGGCGGCGGCAGGGGCGGCCGAGGCAAAAACAACCGGAGCAAGGCUCUUUUGCCAGGAAACUCCGCCAAGCCGGUGUGGCGCCUGGAGACUUGUUACCCCCAGGGCGCCUCCUCGGGCCAGUGCUUCACGGUGGAGAGCGCGGACGCCGUGUGCGCCAGGAACUGGAGUCGGGGGGUGGCGGCCGCGGGGGAGGAGCAGCAGGUGAGGGGGACGCCGGCUCCGCUCUGGAACUUGUCGGAUUUUUACCUUUCGUUUUGUAAUUCCUACACACUUUGGGAAUUGUUCUCGGGGUUAUCCAGUCCCAACACUUUGAACUGCAGUCUGGAUGUGGUGCUCAAGGAAGGCGGCGAGAUGACGACUUGCCGGCAGUGCGUCGAGGCGUACCAAGACUACGACCACCACGCUCAGGAGAAAUACGAAGAGUUCGAGAGUGUGCUCCAUAAGUACUUACAGUCGGAGGAGUACUCGGUGAAGUCCUGUCCAGAGGACUGUAAGGUCGUCUACAAGGCCUGGCUGUGCUCCCAGUACUUUGAAGUCGCGCAGUUUAACUGCAGAAAGACAGUCCCUUGCCAGCAGUACUGUUUGGAGGUUCAGACGCGGUGUCCCUUCAUACUGCCCGACAACGAUGAAGUCAUUUACGGGGGACUCUCCAGUUUCAUCUGUACAGGGCUCCACGACACCUUCCUAACCCACGACGACCCCGAGUGCUGUGACGUCAGGAGAGAGGAGCGCGCCCGCAAGCCCGCCCAGGGGACAGUGGGCACCGGCGGCGCCUGCCACAGGACGUCACUCGCAGUGUCGUCGGCAGCCAGACUGGGCAACAGCAGACUCAAACUGUGUGUCCUCGUACUGAUUCUCCUGCACACAGUGCUCGCGGCCUCCGCGGCGCAGAACGGCACGGCGCUGGGCGUCGGGGGCCUCCCCGCGCUGGACGAGGGCUCGGCGCGCGACGAGUAGGGACGGGCCACCGGGCCACCCGGCCACCUGGGCCACCCGGGCCACCCGGCCACCCAGCACCCGCCCGCGGCUGUCCGGACACACUGGGUGCUUUGACCCUCCAGCCGCUUACCGCAGGGCCUUGAGGGUGAAGGCUGAGAAGGUGGGCCUGCUCCAGACGAGGACACAAACACAGCUUUUUAUGGACUAAAAGGCUGGAAAGUGACUUAAAUUUCUCACGCCAUUUUAUACACUGUGUUUUAAUGUUUGGAGGUUUUAUUUGCUUUCCUUUUGAUUUGGGGUUUAUUUGUUCGUUUAUUUUUUUGCACUUGUUAAUACAGGAUUUAUUUUUGGGGGAUGGUUUCUCAGAGGUAAACUAAGUCUUCACUGUCUCUCUCUCUCUAUAUAUAUUUCUAGUCAUUGUGUGUGUUCAUCAGAUAGUUCUGUCUCUAUGUCUGUCAGUUUCUAUUAGCGGAAUGAUUGCUAUGACCUCGAGGUAUAGCAAAAUACAACAACAACAAAAAAAAAUCAUAAAAAAUUUAAAAAAGACAAAAAAAAGAAAACAACAAAAAAUAAAAAUAAAAAAAAACCCUAACUCUUCCCUCCCGCUUCCGGAAGCGACUGCC
Messenger RNA from Suricata suricatta (meerkat), 2527 nucleotides. It is a transcript of the gene NALF1, whose product is annotated as family with sequence similarity 155 member A. Gene Ontology annotation, biological process: calcium ion import across plasma membrane. Gene Ontology annotation, molecular function: stretch-activated, monoatomic cation-selective, calcium channel activity. The record is from RefSeq and is a predicted model, not a curated record. NCBI's taxonomy places the organism in Eukaryota, Metazoa, Chordata, Mammalia, Carnivora, Herpestidae. The transcript has 3 exons. The coding region runs from base 546 to 1922 and encodes 458 amino acids. Gene Ontology annotation, cellular component: plasma membrane.